AUGGAGCACAACAGUUACGAUGAGCGAAUAGGGCCGCUUCCCGGGGGUAAUCGCCGGGGCGCGCCUGGAGCUGGGGCUGGGCGUGGCAGUAUGCGGGCCCCCAGCCGCGGCAGACUGGCCCGACCAUCCGGCCAGUCUACUCACGAUCCAUCACCACCAGUUGGCAUGGUAUCGGCAGGGGCUGGGGCAACUCGGUCCCAGCAAUCGGUACCCGCCUCUGGUGGAGUACGGCGCCGCAUGGCAUGGACGAUUGAUAUGAAUAAAAAUGCCAUGCGGGCCUAUUUUAGGGCCUCAGGUUCGGGAACCGGACGGACAGGUUAUCGAGCAGUAAUGUACCGCGAAUUUCUUCGGCUGGAGCCAACUUUGACCGUCACAGAACAAAACCUGGCGGACCGAGUUCGGUACCUACAGCGCUCAGGACUUUUUAGCGCUGCCGAACUCGAGCAAUUACGAUGCGAGGCUGUUCCUCCACUGGAAGAAGAGCCACCCAGGCUGGAGCGCUCUCCUGUUCCCAGCAGGGAAGUUCACAGGGAACCUAGUGCUCAGCAGCCGGAUACGGGUAGUACUGAAAGUGAUUGGGGAACAGUCGCCCUGGAUUUGGAAGCGUUGAGGAGUAGUCUGGAGGGGACGAUUCUGGAAUAUCGCCACGUGCCUCUUGAGCGAAGGCCACGGCUGCCUCGAGUGCCUCUCAGUAUCAAGGUUCGGGAUGCCGUUGGGGCCAUUAACAACAUGCUUCCCUCAUUUUUAGAGGAAAGCGCAGGCCUUUGGGAGACAGACUCAAUUCUUUUCGCUGCCGCAAUGACUGUGUGUCAAUUUGUCGGCGUCAGGAUGCCGCCAACAAGACCCGGCGGUAACCACCAGGUUGGCAGCACUACUCCUAGGACUAGUACUAAGCCAGCCUGGAUGAGGCGAAUUGAGGGUCGUAUAGCAUGGGCCAGGGUCCUCAUCGGCAAACUGACUAGCUUCAGAUCAGGCGUCACAAGGCCGAGAGUGAUGCGCUUUGUCCGAGAAGCAUUCCCCGGUGAGAACAUUUUUGUAGACUCACCGGAGUUUGCACGAAAACUGACAGGGCGCAUCGAUGAUCUGAAGCAGAAGAUAGCUGCUUGGGGCAAGCGGAUUCGGCGAUAUUCCGAAAGGGUGAAGAGGUAUCGGCAGAAUCGUCUCUUCAUGAGUGACCAAAAGAAGUUUUAUAGGACACUGGAGCGUCCUGAUGUGGUCUUGACGGGUGAGCGUCCGGACAAAGCAGAAGUGGUCGCCUUUUGGCGAAGGCUUUGGUCGCAGCCCGUCGAUCACGUAGAGGGUCCAUGGUUCGAAGCGGUCGAGGGAGCAUGUGCAACCAUAGCGCCUAUGAAUCCCAUCAGCAUAUCUGAAGAGGAUGUAGCGGUAGCGGUCCGUAAGGCUCCGAACUGGAAAAGUCCGGGACCGGACGGACUGCAUCAUUAUUGGCUGAAGGGGUUCUGGUGCUGCCACGCUACUCUCGCUCGUCAGUUCCAAAGUGCCCUUGAGAGUGGGACGCUCCCAAACUUCUUAACUACUGGGGUCAUUCAUUUAGCUCCAAAGAGCGAUGCUACCGUGGAUCCAUCACAGUAUCGCCCCAUAACUUGUCUUUGUACAAUAUACAAGACUUUAACAUCUGUUUUGAGCUCCAAGAUAAGUCAGCACAUUGUUGAUAACAGUGUGAUGUCUGAGGCUCAGAACGGAUGUAGGGGCGGUAGCCGCGGUAGUAAGGAGCUGCUCCUCAUCGACGCGGUCGCUGGCCAACUUGUCAGACGCAACCGUCGGAAUUUCUCCGCUGCCUGGAUAGACUAUAGGAAAGCGUUCGACUCGGUGCCCCACUCAUGGCUCUCGAGGGUCCUCGAACUGUAUAAAAUUGACAGUGCAGUUCGACACUUGCACUCACCGAAUGCAUCAUCCGAGAUCGUCAGUUAUGAGAUUGUAUGUCCCGCGGAAGUGUGGAGGUAG
This is a messenger RNA of Hyposmocoma kahamanoa, 1962 nucleotides long. RefSeq lists its product as uncharacterized. The coding region runs from base 1 to 1962 and encodes 653 amino acids. The record is from RefSeq and is a predicted model, not a curated record. NCBI's taxonomy places the organism in Eukaryota, Metazoa, Arthropoda, Insecta, Lepidoptera, Cosmopterigidae. The transcript has a single exon.